Messenger RNA from Lotus japonicus, 1612 nucleotides. RefSeq names its product serine carboxypeptidase-like 45. Gene Ontology annotation, cellular component: vacuole. Lineage: Eukaryota; Viridiplantae; Streptophyta; Magnoliopsida; Fabales; Fabaceae. The record is from RefSeq and is a predicted model, not a curated record. The transcript is spliced from 10 exons. Bases 68 to 1462 code for a protein of 464 amino acids. Gene Ontology annotation, molecular function: serine-type carboxypeptidase activity. Gene Ontology annotation, biological process: proteolysis.
CACCCCAUUUCAGUGAACAAACAAGUAGCUGCUAAGCUUUUUGUGUUCCCCAACUGAAAGUUCAGCUAUGUCUUCUCUGCUUUGGAGUUCCAUUGCUAUGUGUGUAGCAGUCCUUCAGCUAUGUUGCUUUGGAUUUGCACACCCGUCAUCCUCCUCUCACCCUGAUAGGAUCACUCUCUUACCAGGUCAACCCCAAGUUGAGUUCAAUCAGUUUUCAGGUUAUGUGACAGUUGAUGAGAAAAACCAAAGAGCACUUUUCUUCUACUUUGCUGAAGCUGAGAAGGAUGCAGCUUCCAAGCCCCUUGUUCUAUGGCUCAAUGGAGGGCCUGGUUGUUCUUCUCUGGGGGUUGGUGCAUUUGCAGAGAAUGGACCAUUGAGGCCUAAAGGAGAGGGCUUGGUUAGGAACCAAUUUAGCUGGAACAGAGAGGCAAAUAUGCUGUACUUGGAAUCUCCAAUUGGAGUGGGGUUCUCUUACUCAGCUGAUACUUCAUCUUAUAUGGGAGUGAAUGACAAGAUUACUGCCAAGGAUAACCUGAUGUUCUUGCAAAACUGGUUAGUGAAGUUUCCAGAAUACAGGAACAGGAGUUUGUUCAUUGUAGGAGAAAGCUAUGCAGGUCAUUAUGUUCCUCAACUGGCUGAGCUUAUGCUCCAACUCAACAAAAAGGAGAAGCCGUUCAACUUAAAAGGAAUUGCUCUUGGUAACCCACUUCUAGAAUUUUCAACAGACUUCAAUUCAAGAGCUGAGUUCUUCUGGUCUCAUGGAUUAAUCUCAGACACAACAUAUGGAAUGUUCACUUCUGUUUGUAACUACUCAAGAUAUGUGAGGGAAUACUAUGGUGGUUCUGUUUCUCCUAUCUGUUCACGUGUGAUGAGCCAAGUUACUACAGAAACUAGUAGAUUUGUUGACAAGUAUGAUGUGACCCUUGAUGUUUGUAUUUCUUCAGUGUUUUCACAAACCAAAGUCCUCAGUCCCCAGCAAGGUACUGAAACCAUAGAUGUAUGUGUGGAAGAUGAAGCAGCCAAUUAUCUGAAUAGGAAAGAUGUUCAAUCUGCUUUACAUGCACAUCUUGUUGGGGUGCAAAGAUGGUCUGUUUGCAGCAAUGUCUUGAAUUAUGAGUUCCGUGACUUGGAGAUACCAACAAUCACAGCUGUAAGCAAGCUAGUCAAGGCAGGAUUACCUGUAUUGGUAUACAGUGGUGAUCAGGAUUCAGUUAUCCCAUUGACUGGAAGUAGAACUUUGGUGCAUCAAUUGGCAAAAGAACUAGGAUUGAAGACCACAGUGCCAUACAGGGUCUGGUUUGAAGGGAAACAGGUGGGUGGGUGGACUCAGGUUUAUGGUAACAUCCUUUCAUUUGCCACCAUCAGGGGAGCAUCACAUGAAGCUCCAUUUUCACAGCCUGAGAGAUCACUUGUGCUGUUCAGGUCCUUCUUACAAGGCCAUGCUCUUCCAGAAGAAUUUUGAUAUAUGCUCUCUGUGAAAUUGUUUACUUUGUAGUUAAACCCUUUGAGACUGAAUUGGACUUGUUUGAUUGUUAAUCAAAUCUGUGAGGGUAGAAAAAUUUGUAAAGUGCUCAAGCAGGAAAGGAUGAAAAAUAUGGUUUUCUUUUCCUCA